UCUCGCUCAACAGCUGGGUGGACCUCCGAGAAAAAAAAAAAAAAAAGUUGCUUCUAUGACAUUUCCUGCAGGGAUGCCAGCCUAAGCGUGAGAUAAGCCCGUCGUUGUGUAUCUUCACCUCUGCGCCAUGGAUUUUAACGUUAAGCGCUUAGCCGCAGACGCCGGUACCUUCUUGAGCCGCGCGGUACAAUUUACAGAAGAGAAACUUGGGCAGGCUGAGAAGACUGAGCUGGAUGCCCAUCUGGAGAACCUCUUGGUCAGAGCUGAGAACACCAAGCAAUGGACGGAGAAGAUCAUGAAGCAGACGGAGGUUCUACUACAGCCUAAUCCAAAUGUCCGACUGGAGGAGUUUGUGUAUGAGAAGCUGGAGAAAAAAGCCCCCACACGGAUGAACAACCAUGACUUGCUGGGUCAGUCCUUGAUUGAUGCUGGAAACGACUUUGGUCCUGGGACGGCCUACGGAAACGCUUUGAUAAAAUGUGGCGAGACGCAGAAGCAGGUUGGCGGUGCCGAACGGGAGUUCAUCCAGAGUUCUGCCAUCAACUUCCUGACGCCAUUUCGAAAUUUUCUAGAGGGCGACUUUAAAACCAUCCUGAAAGAACGAAAGCUUCUGCAGGUCAAACGUUUGGAUCUGGACGCAGCCAAAACCAGGCUAAAGAAAGCCAGGAUGCCUGAUGCUAGAGCUGCUGCAGAGCAGGAGCUGAGGAUGACCCAAAGUGAGUUUGACCGACAAGCCGAGAUCACGCGUCUCCUGCUAGAGGGCGUCAGCAGCACCCAUGCACACCACCUACACUGUUUGAAUGACUUUGUGGAGGCCCAGACGACCUACUACGCACAGUGUUACCAGUACAUGGUUGACCUCCAAAAGCAGCUUGGCAGUUUCCCGUCCUCAUUCUCUAACAACAACCAGUCGUCCCUGUCGGGCGGCGCCGGCAUCUCAGUACCCACCAUACCAGUGUCUGCCUCUCUGCCCAGCGUCUCCGCGGGCCACACCAGCUCUGCUGCGUCGGGCGGGUUCAGCGAGCUGCGGAGCUCCAACAUCAGGGGCAGAGCCAGAGUCCUUUAUGACUACGAUGCUGCCAACAGCAGUGAGCUCUCCCUGCUGGCUGACGAGGUGAUCACAGUUAGCAGUGUCCCAGAUAUGGAUUUAGAUUGGCUGAUGGGGGAGCGAGGCAGCCAGAAGGGCAAAGUGCCAACCACCUACCUGGAGUUGCUCAACUGAAGCCCAAAUCCUCUCUCUACUCGCACCCUGUGCAACCAGCUGUGAUCCCGUAUUUAUACCAUGCUGCAGGGACAGGCCUCACUUUCUAUUUCAUUCAGUUGUUUUAUGUUUCUUUUGUUAAAAAAAAAAAAAAAAGAAGAAAGAAAGAAAGAUUUGGUCUCUGAUGCUACAAACUCCAGCAGGAAUAAAUAAAUUUGAAUUAUGGGAAAGCAAGUGGACCAUUUUCCUCAUUAGUUUGCAGUAAAUUUUUUAAACCUGCUUUGAUGCCUUUGAGUUUGAUGCCAUGUAAUCUGAAAUAUGUGCCAGAACAUCUCCUCGUAACAUUUUUAAGAUUUUUGUUUACAAAAUGCAUCUCAGAUGGCAACCUAAAUGCCUUUUUUCCCCUCCAUUUCCUCACUGCUAAUACGUUUAUGUAAGAGGGGGUAAGGAGGGCACAUUUCUGUUGAGAAAAGAGCACUUCAGUUUGAAGUUAAGCUUAAUGCUGAUUAUUUUAUGUCUUAUAAGUGACGAGCUCACGGAGCAGCAGCUUUUAAGGUUGUUCUGAAAAUGAAUUUUAUUUGUUUGUGCUGUGCCACAUGUAUUUGCAUGAAGCUUUACUGGACAGCGAGCUCAUUACUGUUAGGGUUCCUGUCCAUUGGAUUGUUGUUUGACUUCCUUUUGCAAUUUGCAUCGAUGCCAUCAGUAUUGAGCCUUUUAGCUCAGUCUUUUAAGUAUUGAAAUCAAAUUUUUCAACCCAAUUGGAAAGCAUUUUAUCACCUUUCUUGCCAGUCAGAAAUCAGUUAAGGACUGUGCUUAAAAUAAUAAAUUCUGCAUUGUUCUGAAAAAAAGCUCAGUAUUUGAUCACUUUGUUGUUUACUAAAGAAAAUGCCUGCAGUAAAGAUCUUUUUCUCCUCGACAUAACAUCUGGGAUUUCAUCAAGCUUGCAUUUCAACGUUAUAUAUAAGCCUCAUAAGAACUGUAAUGUUCCACUUGAGGACAUUUAAGUAUAUUGAGCUUUUGUAUUUUGUGUAACUGAUAGAGUGGCAUGUGAUUGCAAAGUAAAUAUUAAAUAUGAACCAUUAAAAGUA
Messenger RNA from Girardinichthys multiradiatus, 2289 nucleotides. RefSeq names its product SH3-domain GRB2-like endophilin B1a (gene sh3glb1a). The transcript has 9 exons. Gene Ontology annotation, molecular function: protein binding. The coding region runs from base 128 to 1222 and encodes 364 amino acids. The record is from RefSeq and is a predicted model, not a curated record. NCBI's taxonomy places the organism in Eukaryota, Metazoa, Chordata, Actinopteri, Cyprinodontiformes, Goodeidae. Gene Ontology annotation, biological process: membrane organization. Gene Ontology annotation, cellular component: cytoplasm; membrane.